This is a messenger RNA of Emericellopsis cladophorae, 2256 nucleotides long. RefSeq names its product S-M checkpoint control protein-like protein. The transcript has 2 exons. The coding region runs from base 1 to 2256 and encodes 751 amino acids. The record is from RefSeq and is a predicted model, not a curated record. Gene Ontology annotation, biological process: mitotic G2 DNA damage checkpoint signaling; DNA replication initiation; mitotic DNA replication checkpoint signaling. Lineage: Eukaryota; Fungi; Ascomycota; Sordariomycetes; Hypocreales; Bionectriaceae.
AUGAUUGGAAAUUUGCAAACCAAGGAGAAGCAAGAAAUAGACCAGAAAGUUGUUGAUCUCGGCGGAAUGCACAAGUAUGAUCUUACGCCAGACGUCACGCACCUCAUUGUCGGCGACUACGACACACCCAAGUACCGCCAUGUCGCACGCGAGCGAACCGACAUCCUGGCCAUGGACGCCACAUGGAUCGAUGCCCUGUCCGACCUAUGGAAAAACGACGAACCGAUCGACUUUCUGGCUUUGGAGAGGCUGCAUCAGCUGAAGCCACUGGAAACGCGAGGGUCGAUACCGCCUACGCACGAUGCUGCGCCUGGGAGACAGUCGCUGCUCGUGUGCUUGACAGGCUUUGGGCAUGAUCGGGACGCUAUCGCGGAGAGGAUUGUUCUCUAUGGAGGGAAGCACACAGAUGAUCUAACGAGGCGCUGUACUCAUUUGAUUGUCAGCAAGCCCGAGGGGAAGAAGUUCACAGCGGCCAGAUCGUGGAAUAUCAGGACGGUGACCCUCAAUUGGCUGGAUGCGACUAUCGCUCGAGGCAUGAUCCUGGACGAAUCUAAGUACGACCCACUUCUACCUCCCGAGGAGCAAGGCGUUGGCGCAUGGAUCAAAAGAGAUGUCCGGCGCCCGUCGUUGGGCAAGAGAUCCAGAACUAGCGCUGGAACGGCCGAAGAGGGGAAGCGGAAGCUGCGUAAGACGGCCAGCAUGAGACUCACCUCGGAGCGGAGCAACCUCUUGGGCGAUAUUCUAGGACGAUCAGACUCGAGGGAAUACUCUUUUGCGAAGCCGGCAACAGACACGGAAACGCAGCAGACACCAAAGCAGGCACCUUUGGCGCCCCCUCGACCCAAGUCCAUAUUCUCAGAUUGUGCGUUCUACAUCCAUGGUUUCAAUGAGCAGCGGACUGCCGUGUUAGCGCAGACUAUUCAAGGGAUCGAUGGUGUAAUUGCAUCAACAAUCCCCGAGGUUGCAAACACGAAAGACGCAUCAUAUCGAUUCCUCGUGGUACCACAGACGUCCCAACCCGAAUCGCAUCCCCGCGCACCGUCCAAUCAAGUACACUUUAUCACUGAAUUCUACAUUGAGAAAUGCCUCCAGAACAAAAAGUUCUUUCCGCCGGAUGACGAAGAUCCUCUAGGGCGGCCAUUCCCAGUCUUCCCCAUCGCCGGAUUCUCCUACCUAAGGGUUUGCAGCGCAGCUUUCACAGGCAUCGAACUGAGCCAGGUUGCAAGAGCCAUCAAGCAGCUCGGUGCCAGUUUCGAGGAGCAAUUCCGCAGGUCGACAAGUGUCCUGAUCUGCAAGUCUCUCGGUGCCAUGAGGAAAGACAAACUCAAGGCUGCCAUGGCAUGGGGUGUACCGGUCGUGUCGGCGAACUGGCUAUGGGAAUGUAUUGCUACGGGCUACAACGUCCCAUUCGACGCCUUCAUCUACCCGGAGAUAAGGUCACACCUCCGGAAUCGACCAUCGUCGCCGGAAGAAACCUUGACCACAAAACCACGGCUCGACCAGCAUCGUCCUGUCCAGAGGGUGCAUUCAGAAUCCGCGGCGAAGACAUCAUGGCAGCGCUCACAAGAACAGCAAAGCAAACCUGACCCUACCGCUUUCCAGAGUGAGGAACAGAGGACUGCGAAAAGGCCUGUGGCACAGGACCCGACGAUAUCCGCCGAUUUUACCACACCCAACACCCAUCCAGCAACUGCCGUUUUCGACCCGCCGUUGACUGAACUCUCCGCAGCAUCCCUCAACAAAUCGCCUUCGUCUCCCAAGCCGGCACGUAGCAAAUCCGAACCUGCAAAGAAUGACGACGAAGACCCUCCUCUGACGAAAGACAACGUGGCUACAGGAGGCGAAGGCGGUGAUGAGAGCGAGCAGGCGGAAGCCUCACGGUGCAAGGCCGCCAAAGCCGCCGAGCGCCAGGCCCUCUCCUCGAAACUCACCACUUUGCUCUCCGCAUCCACAUCGGCCGCAAGCGCAGAGAUGGAGGAGCCGACGGCACGACCGCGAAAGCGUCAGAUCCUUGGCCGGGCCGUGAGCAACGUGUCGGCAGGGAGCAGCGCGGCCUCGGCGCCCGCCACGGCGGCCCUGGAAGACGAGGGCAAUAAAACGCCGCCCAGGACGCAAAUUGGAUACGCCGACCCCGACGCUACGGAUCACAAGGCGGCUCUGAUUGAUCGAAUGAUGGGAGGAACGGGUGAUUUGGGCAAGACGAACAAGGCAGCCAAAGGCGCUAUUGUGGGCGCGCGAUCGUUGCGUAAACGAUGA